GUCCCUCACAUUAUCCUCACGGGUGAAACGUAAAUCUCAACGUUGAUCACGGAAUUUCUACAUCCCAAACUGGCAACCUGCGUGAUAAUCAGGGGGAGGCGCCAGUACGCAGUAGUUUCUGGAAGGAACCUCAUGCUUGCACCAUGGAGAAAGUUUCAGCAUUGAAAGACCAGGGCAACAAGGCGCUGAGUGCAGGAAAUAUUGAUGAGGCUGUACGUUGCUACACCGAAGCUGUGGCCCUUGACCCUUCAAACCAUGUCCUGUUCAGUAACCGCUCUGCUGCCUACGCCAAGAAAGGCAACUAUGAGAAUGCUCUCCAGGAUGCCUGUCAGACCAUCAAGAUCAAGUCUGAUUGGGGCAAAGGCUACUCCCGCAAAGCUGCAGCAUUGGAAUUUCUUGGCAGAUUGGAGGAUGCCAAAGCAACUUACCAUGAGGGACUCCGGCAAGAGCCAAGUAAUCAGCAGCUAAAGGAGGGUUUACAGAACAUUGAGGCCCGGCUUGCAGAGAAAUCAAUGAUGAACCCCUUCGCCAUGCCCAACUUGUAUCAGAAGCUGGAGACUGAUUCUCGGACCCGUGAGCUGCUGUCAGAUCCCAGCUACAGAGAACUGCUGGAGCAGCUCAGGAGCAAACCAUCGGAGCUUGGCACGAAGCUGCAGGAUCCCAGAGUUAUGACCACUCUCUCUGUGCUGCUGGGACUGAACCUCUCUGAGAUGGAUGAAGACGAGGAUCCCAGUCCCCCUCCUCCCUCCAAACCCAAAGAGACUCAGCCACCUGCUCCCAAAGAGGAAGACCUUCCCGAAAACAAGAGAAAGGCAUUGAAGGAGAAGGAACUUGGGAAUACUGCAUAUAAGAAUAAGGACUUUGAAGCGGCGCUGAAACAUUAUGAAGAAGCAGUCAAACAUGACCCCAUCAACAUGACAUAUAUAUCUAAUCAAGGAGCUGUGUACUUUGAGAUGGGAGAUUUUGAGAAGUGCCGAGAGCUGUGUGAGAAGGCCAUUGAUGUUGGCAGGGAGAACCGGGAAGACUACAGACAAAUAGCGAAGGCUUUGGCUAGGAUUGGAAGCUCGUAUUUCAAGGAGGAUAAAUACAAAGAAGCAGUUCAGUUUUUCAACAAGAGUUUGACGGAGCACCGUACUCCGGGCGUCUUGAAGAAGUGCCAACAGGCAGAGAAGAUAGUGAAGGAGCAGGAGAAAGUAGCCUACAUCAACCCCGACUUAGCCCUGGAAGAGAAGAACAAGGGGAACACCGGUUUCCAGAAAGGAGACUACCCCUUAGCCAUGAAACAUUAUUCCGAGGCCAUCAGGAGAAACCCCAAGGAUGCCAAACUCUUCAGUAACCGAGCUGCCUGCUACACAAAGCUGUUGGAGUUUCAACUUGCCCUCAAGGAUUGUGAAGAGUGCAUCAGACUUGAGCCUAGCUUCAUCAAAGGCUACACGCGUAAAGCAGCCGCCUUGGAGGCCAUGAAAGACUUUACUAAAUCUAUGGAUGCGUACCAGAAGGCUCUGGAUCUCGACUCUUCCUCAAAGGAAGCCACAGAAGGCAUACAGCGCUGUAUGAUCAGUCAGACGUCUAUAAGGACUGACAGUCCUGAGGACGUGAAGAAGAGGGCCAUGUCUGAUCCCGAGGUGCAGCAGAUUAUGAGUGAUCCUGCCAUGCGCAUGAUCCUUGAGCAAAUGCAGAAGGACCCUCAGGCGCUUAGCGACCACUUAAAGAAUCCAGUCAUUGCUCAGAAGAUUCAGAAACUCAUUGAUGUCGGACUGAUAGCCAUUCGUUGACGAGAACCAAGAGACUCCAAGACAACAGAGGAACAACGUGCAAAUCCCUCCAAAAUAUUACAUCCUCCUUUCUUGCCUUUAAAUUCAAAAUCAUAUUGUCGUUAGUCUCCCUGAGACUUUGUGUAUGUUAUGUUUUUUUUUUUUUUUUAAAUCAGUUUCACAACUUUUCCAUUGUAUUUGAGAAAGCAUCUUGUAUGUCAUCUGGAAAACUUCAGGACUCCAGAAAAUCUGAAAACUGGAUUUGUUUGUACAGAUGCUCAAAUACAUCUUAAAAUAAACCGCACAAUUCAGUGCACCAGCACACUAUGUGUUUUAAAGGGGAAAUCCACCCUAAAGCAGAGCGUAUAUUCCUAUUGUUUCAUGGUUUAAGGAAAUAAGACAAAAAAAUAGAAGCAUUUCUACACGCAAAAUAAACAUUGUAAUGUAGAUCACAAAUUGAAAUUGUCAACAUUGGUCAUUGUUCUUAAUGCUCUUGUCCUCUUAGGCUUGACUAAACAUGGUGCUUUAAAGCUGAGGUGACAAGUUUGUUCAACUCUUUUGGUCAUCUCCCACACUUCAGGUGGAAAGCUGAAUCUAUUCUAUCUUCUGGCCCCUCACAUGCAGGUCCUGAAUCUUGUAAGCAUUUUAGGUAUUAUUUUUUAACCUAUCGGAAAUAUUUGAGGUUAGUGUUUGAGCCUUGCUGUCUUUCGUUUAAUAGAUGGUAUUAUUUGUGUACAGCUAAUGUCAGGAAAGCGCUGAGGGGUUCCUUGAUUGUGGUGGCAGGAGGAUGGAUCUAGACAAAUUAUAACUGGUACUGGAAGAACACUACUUGAUGCCAUCAAGAGUGAAGGGAUAUUUAGCCAUGAUGAUCGAUUUAUGAUUUAUUAUUAAUGAAAUUCAUACAGCAAUUAAGGCAGCCAUGCUAUUGUUUUGUAAUAUUAUAUUGUUAGUCAACAAUUUAAAUCGUGGAAGGCAAAGCUCUUCAACUGCCAGUUGAAGUAUCGACAAGUAUACUGUGGAAAAAUCACUUCUCUGUGAGAAACUGCAUGAGUUGACCUCGCACAGCGUCACGAUUUAGUGAUCAAGUUUAAACUUUGAGCAGGCAACAGGAAGUGUGUAGAUAAUUCAAGUAGAAGUAGAAGUGUUUGACAUGUCAAAUAUUGGUUUCCUAAGCCUGAAAGUAGAGGGCUGCUGUUCAAAAUGUGCCUGGCUUGAAUAUUUCAAGACAAUGGGAAUAAUGUGAUAGUUAAAGGGUGGAUUUACCUUUCUAAACUAGCUGCUAUUGGUUGAGUAUUGGGGUCAUAAUUAUCUCACUUCAUGAUGCAUCUCUAAUCUUAGUCCUCGCAUUACAACGGCAUAAUUGCUCAAUCUGAAUUUCUCUAAACAUGGCAAACAACACAAAUGGGGGUGUGGGACAUUUUUACAUCAAAGUCCCAUUGUUAUCAGAAAAUACACGCAACAAAUGGGGAACUCUCACAUGGUGUAAAAGAAACUGUCCCAAAAAGUGUAAUGUACUAAUGGAAAUCAGUUGUACAGUGAAAUAUACAGUAUCUGAAUGUAUUUUAAAAGUCAGUGGUGGCUUUUUUGUCCUAUAAGACCAACAAUGUUGACAGUGACUCAAUGCAGUAGUAGACCUACAUUUUAGGGUCUUAGUCAGUGUGAUUUUAAAACCUUACAGUAAACACCAAUAAAAAGUACUAUGAGAGAUUCUUCAUAAAAACACUUGUGUAAA
Cottoperca gobio is the source of this 3486-nucleotide messenger RNA. It is a transcript of the gene stip1, whose product is annotated as stress-induced phosphoprotein 1. The record is from RefSeq and is a predicted model, not a curated record. Gene Ontology annotation, molecular function: Hsp90 protein binding. Bases 144 to 1775 code for a protein of 543 amino acids. Lineage: Eukaryota; Metazoa; Chordata; Actinopteri; Perciformes; Bovichtidae. The transcript has 14 exons.